This is a messenger RNA of Funneliformis geosporum, 879 nucleotides long. The record is from the annotation of a GenBank genome assembly. Lineage: Eukaryota; Fungi; Glomeromycota; Glomeromycetes; Glomerales; Glomeraceae.
AUGGAUGAGGAUGCCCAGUUAGCCGAAGCACUAAGGUUAUCAUUAAUUACCACUAAUGAAGAUGAACAAUUACAAGCAGCACUUUUAUUUUCUGUUCAGCAACCAACUAAUUCUCAACCAAUCAAAAACAACCAAAGUGAAAAUUUACAACAAGCGUUGGCCAUUGAAAGAUCCAAAAAUGAACUUCUAAGCCAGCAACUAGAAGCAUUACAAAAAGAAACAAUCCCUACCGAAGUCGAAAUCAAGCAUGCUCAAUUAGAGGCUGAAAAUCGAGUGCUUCGCGAGCAGUUGUUUCAAACAAAGAUUUCCGCCAAGCAAAAAAAUUUAGAGCGGUUAAUGAACUCUUUCAAAGAAAAAUUAACAGAGGAUGAUUAUGAAGAGUUGGUUAAUUUUUUAGAAGCCCAUGAGGAAUUUAUUAAAACUGGCAAUGAAUAUGCUAAAAAACAAAUCGAAAAGAUAAAAAAAAGAUUAUUAAAAAAUGAAGAAAUUGGAGAAGAGGAUUUAACUAGGCUUUCCCAAAUCCAAACUGAACUGAUUAAUUUAAAAAAAGAAUUAGAAGAAAAAAUUGAAACGGCAAUAGAAUCUGAAAAAACAAAACACCAAUGUGGGAAAAUAGAAGCCAACGAAACACCUUUGGAAGCGGCUAAAAGAGAAGUUUUUGAAGAAACUAACUUAAUAAUUGAAAACUUAGAAAUAGUUGGCGAACAGGCUUUUGAUAAAAAGAAUCGUUGCAUGGGUUAUUUGGUUAAGGCUAAUAAAUACUCCGGAGAAAUAAAAAUCAAAGAAGUAGAAAAGAUCGCCGAGAUUAAAUUUAAACAAAUAGAUUAUGAAUUUGCGAUCAAUCGGCUUUUUUAUGCUAUCAUUUUUGAAGUUGACUAG